Molecule: messenger RNA, 1053 nt
Organism: Aspergillus japonicus CBS 114.51
Lineage: Eukaryota; Fungi; Ascomycota; Eurotiomycetes; Eurotiales; Aspergillaceae
Product: phytanoyl-CoA dioxygenase family protein
Exons: 3
Coding region: 1-1053 (350 amino acids)
Source: RefSeq, a predicted model, not a curated record
AUGGCAACAACUCUGACCGAGUCCUUCAUUCAUGUACCUCCAACCGCCGAGGAACAGAACCAAAUCCCGCCCAACGAUGUCUAUGGCAAAUACUAUCCCACCAACCCCCAGAACCUCAAUCUUAAGUCCAAUUUUGGGCCCAUGAUCCCUGAGCAGAUUGGAUACCUGCAACCAACAGCGAUAGACACUCCCGUUGAGAUCAUGCGCGAGCGUUUCCUACGCAACGGAUACGUGUUUGUCAAGGGCCUCCUCCCCAAAGACAGAGUUCUAGACUGCCGUCGCCGCUACUUCUCCCACAUGGCCCCCUCCGGCCUCCUCAAGGACGGCUCAGACCCCGUGGAGGGCAUCUUCAGCGGGAAGGACACCCGCAAGUUCCUUCCUCCAGGAAACCUCCGUCGGCUCUUCGGCCUCCAGAACGAUGCAGAAUCCAACAAAUACCUAGAGCUAAUGGUCAGCGCCCACGAGGCAUCCUUCUACCUCGACUUCUGCGCGACCGAGGAACUUCGCGCCUUCAUCCGGAAGUUCACCGGCUGGCAGGAUAUCACCAUGCUGCAGCGCACGAUGCUCCGGGCCUUUGUGCCCGACAGCGAGCUGACUCCCGUACACUUUGAUCAGAUGUACCUUCGCGCUGGUCCGCCCACUAGUCUGACGGCGUGGGUGCCGAUCGGGGAUGCCUCGCUGGAGGCAGGCGGGCUGAUGUACUUGGAGAAGUCGACGGAUAUUGGGCGCAGGACGGAGGAGGAUUUCCGUCGCAAUGCGGGGAAUUUGACCGAUGAGGAGCGUGUGUCGGCGUUCAAUAAAAACAUGAACGAUGGCGGGUUUCUGAGUCGCGAUACGGUCGCCUACGGCAAGGGGGAGGAUCGGAAGUGGUUGAUCACGGAGUAUGAGGCUGGGGAUGUCAUCUUUCAUGACCCAUUUCUAGUGCACGCGAGUUGCAAGAAUGAGGAUCCAGAGCGAAAGAUUCGGUUGGCCACGGAUUUGAGGUUCGUGGAUGCGAAUCAAGCGUACGAUCAGCGGUGGAUGAAAGUUUGGAGACCACUCGAUGGUUUGUGA